AUUGUAACUCUGUCGAUGUAACAAGCAAUCAGCGUUUCUAGAAAUUGAACACUAUUCGUUUGAUCUCCCAUCCAUAGCAACCUAGUUUUCUAUCAUAUAACAAUGAACGAGGUUCCAGUAUCCCAAGAUGCUCCACAAGAUCUCGAGCAAGAUGUUACCCCUUCCAAUAUCUUCAUCCCCCCUACAGUCGAUACCCCAAAGCUCCUCUCCGGAAAUACAUACUCAUAUUUCUCUCCCAUACCUUCCGCAAUCGCCUCCGACUUAUCGACGGAGUGCGUGAUUGGGAUUGACGAGGCCGGCAGAGGACCGGUUUUAGGACCCAUGGUCUACUCCCUCUUUUACGUUCCACAAUCGCUCCAUUACAGCCUCCUCCGUGAUACCCAUGCUUUUACAGACUCCAAGGCCCUUACGGCCGAAGUGCGGUCGAAUCUGAUGCGAACUCUGUGUACACCGCCAGCAACAUCAGCCGGUGCAGAAUCGAACGACGCCGAUGAUGCGGCCGAUGCAGGGGAGGCUGAGAGCGCCUCACUUCAGACCCAUUGCGGCUUUUCAGCAACCCUCCUUUCGGCGACCUCAAUAUCCUCGUACAUGCUUCCAUCACCACGAACCGCCCCAUACAAUCUCAACGCCCAAGCGAUGGAUGCGACGAUCGAUCUGAUUCAACGGACAUACGACAUGGGGCUGAACAUCACGGACAUCUUUGUCGACACCAUCGGAAAGCCGGAAGUGUAUCAAAAGAAUCUCGAGAGGAUCUUCCCGGCCGCGAGGAUAUCGGUCGAAAAGAAGGCCGAUGUCACAUAUCCGGUCGUGGGCGCGGCCAGUGUCGUCGCAAAGGUGACGCGAGACGUGGCGUUGGAAGUGCUCUGGGACGAGUAUGUGAAGCAUACUUCCAUGACGGAUCCGGGAGAUCAUUGGGGUUCCGGAUAUCCAUCGGACGGCCGGGCCACCAACUGGCUCAAAGCGUCCAUGGAUCCUAUUUUUGGAUGGGGCUCCGAGUGUCGAUUCUCAUGGGGCACCGCAAAAGACUUGUUAGAGGGCAAGUCUGCCGCGGCGAUUGUGGAUUAUGAGGAAGAGGAUUCCAAAACGGUGAAGAUGACCGACUUUUUCAGCUCCAACGGGGAGGACGACGGCGCAGAAGAUGAGCUGGGGAGAUGGUACGGCAGGAAUUUAUCUGAGGAAGUGUUUUAGGAUUCGUUAAGAAUGAAGAUGCUGCUGAAGGAGCUGGCGAGUGACGAUAGGACAUGAUCUUGUUUACCGGCCUAGCGGCAUGGUGAGUGAUGGAAGAUUGAUUUGUCUCCCUUGAUUGCACACCCUACACUGUCAGCUUGCGUUUGUCCGGGGGAUUGACUGUUACUGCAGACCCUCGGCGAACAGAAUCGGAGUUGUUUUCCUGUUCAAGCAGAAGUGUAUUCCCAUGGUUAUGGGGAAUCACCUCGACUGA
Molecule: messenger RNA, 1441 nt
Organism: Eremomyces bilateralis CBS 781.70
Lineage: Eukaryota; Fungi; Ascomycota; Dothideomycetes; Eremomycetales; Eremomycetaceae
Product: ribonuclease H-like protein
Exons: 1
Coding region: 103-1188 (361 amino acids)
Biological process (GO): DNA replication, removal of RNA primer; mismatch repair
Cellular component (GO): ribonuclease H2 complex
Molecular function (GO): RNA-DNA hybrid ribonuclease activity; RNA binding
Source: RefSeq, a predicted model, not a curated record